This is a messenger RNA of Ipomoea triloba (trilobed morning glory), 2469 nucleotides long. Its product is annotated as probable inactive receptor kinase At4g23740. Gene Ontology annotation, biological process: protein phosphorylation. NCBI's taxonomy places the organism in Eukaryota, Viridiplantae, Streptophyta, Magnoliopsida, Solanales, Convolvulaceae. The transcript has 2 exons. Bases 422 to 2299 code for a protein of 625 amino acids. The record is from RefSeq and is a predicted model, not a curated record. Gene Ontology annotation, molecular function: protein kinase activity; protein binding; ATP binding.
CACUCAUGCUAUAAAAACCAGAUUUUAAAAACCAAAGGGGAAUGAAAAAGCAAAAGAGCAAACAAAACAACAAAAAGAAAAGUUUUCAAAAAAAAAAACAACAAAAAGAAAAAGCAUGUUCAGAGUUCCAGUCUUUCAGGCCCAAAGGCAAAGAUCCAAAGAACCCUCCUUUAAAUUAAACAAGAAUUCCCUCUAUUCCUUCCAAGUUCCAACUUCCAAACCUUGUGAUCUCCAGUUCUUUAAAUUAAAUAAUCCCCACUCUUCUUUCCCACACACCAUUCUUGGAAUCUGCUUCUCUUCCUUCCUAUAUAUAGUUGUCACCUGUCAGUGUGUGUUUUUUGCUUUAAGCUCCCACCCCUUCUUCUUCCUAGCUCCAAAAUGUGUUCAAGAGUUUGAAAUAUUGAUCAAAAAAGAAUCUUGAAUGGAGGGGCUGAGAAAAUUGGGUCUGAUAUGGUGGCUAUUGGUCUUGUCAGAAGGCAAUGCCACCAUUGUUGAGGAUGAUAAGCAGGCAUUGCUGGAGUUUGUUAAAGAACUCCCUCAUUCAAGGGCUCUGAACUGGGAUGAGAGGGUGCCUGUGUGCAAGAAUUGGACUGGGGUGAGCUGCAAUGGAGAUGGGUCAAGAGUGAUAGCAUUGAGGCUACCUGGGGUUGGGUUUAAUGGCCCAAUUCCAAACAAUACUCUUAGCCGCUUGUCAGCAUUGCAGAUCUUGAGCCUCAGAUCCAAUGGGAUUUCUGGGAAUUUCCCUCCAGAUUUUGGUAACUUGAAGAACUUGUCUUGCCUUUAUUUGCAGCACAACAAUUUGUCUGGUCCUUUGCCUUCUGAUUUCUCUGUCUGGAAGAAUCUUACUAGUGUUAACUUGUCUAACAAUGGGUUUAAUGGCAGCAUUCCUUAUUCGAUUUCGGGUUUGACUCGUCUUGCUUCCUUAAACCUUGCUAACAAUUCUAUCUCAGGGGAAAUCCCUGACUUGCAUUUACCUAGGCUGCAGAAUUUGAAUUUGUCUAACAAUGAUCUUACUGGAUUUGUGCCAAAGUCACUUCAAAGGUUUCCCAAAAGUGUGUUUCUUGGAAAUGAUGUUUCUUUCUUAGAUUUCUCUGUUUCUAGUCCCCCUAUUGUUUCCUUGCCUCCCCAACACAACACUGGAAAAUUGAGUGAAAAAGCUUUGCUUGGAAUUGUAGCUUCUGGGAGUGUAAUUGCCAUUCUUGGGUUUGGUUUUGUGUUUCUUGUUUGCUGUCUGAGAAGGAAACGCGAUGUGGGUUUCCUGGGGAAACUGGAGAAGGGGCGUAUUAUGUCACCCGAAAAGGCGAUUUCACGGGGGCAAGGUGCAAACAAUAGUCUGGUUUUCUUCGAGGGGUGUAACUAUGCGUUCGAUUUAGAGGACCUCCUGAGAGCUUCAGCAGAGGUUCUUGGGAAAGGAACGUUCGGUAUGGUUUACAAAGCGAUACUAGAGGAUGCCACGACGGUGGUGGUGAAGAGGUUGAAGGAAGUGGGCGUCGGGAUGAAGGAAUUCGAGCAGCAAAUGGAGGUUGUGGGAAGCAUAAAACAUGAGAAUGUGAUUGAGCUCAGAGCAUACUACUAUUCCAAAGAAGAGAAGCUCAUUGUCUGUGACUUUUUCAGCCAAGGCAGUGUUGCUGCAAUGUUGCAUGGAAAUAGGGGAGAAAAUAUGGUACCUUUGGAUUGGGAAACGCGGGUGAAGAUAGGCAUAGGUGCAGCGAGGGGAAUUGCAGGGAUCCAUGGAGCAAAUGGGGGGAAGAUGGUACACGGCAACAUUAAAUCCUCGAACAUCUUUCUCAACUCGAGGCGAUACGGCUGUGUAGCCGACGUUGGUCUGUCAGCGAUCAUGGGGUCGUUGCCUCCGCCCCUAGCACGUGCGGCUGGGUACCGGGCCCCAGAAGUUAUGGACACCAGAAAGGCAACACAGGCGUCUGAUGUGUUCAGCUUUGGCGUGUUGUUGCUUGAGCUCCUCACCGGGAAGUCCCCCGUGCACACGACGAGCGGGGACGAGAUCAUACAUUUGGUCCGGUGGGUGCAUUCGGUCGUCCGGGAAGAGUGGACCGCAGAAGUGUUUGAUGUGGAGCUGCUCAGGUCUCCAAACAUUGAGGAAGAGAUGGUGGAGAUGUUGCAGAUAGCUCUGUCAUGUGUGGUGAGGAUGCCUGAUCAAAGGCCUAAGAUUGGAGAGGUUGUUAAGAUGAUUGAGGGUGUUCGGCUGAUUGAUGGGGAUAAUAGCCACCAAUUAUGUGAAGCUAAAUCAGAAACACCAACCUCAAGAACAUCACCCUCUUUGCUUGACUCUGAUUACUAAAACCUGCAGAUUGAAGAACAGAAACCAGACAUCUUUUUUUUGUUUUUUUCUUUUGAUCCUAGUUUGUCAUCAUGUUAUUCUUCCAGUGGUGCUGAAAUGCUUUUUCACUGUCUCAGUGAAUCCUAUCUGUAUCAUGUUGACUUAAUUAUAAAUUUCAAUUCUUACCUUCA